AAUGGAAUAAGCAAAAUUCGAGCAUCAUCCAUUCAUAUACCAAUGAUAUAAUAUUUUCAAAUCCAGUUGAAGAUCGUAGAAAGGCAACCUAAGAAUUUAAAAGCCUACACACUCUUCAGCCUCAAUUUACAGAUUGGUGAGUCAAAAAGCUAAAAAAGCGCUUCGCGUAAUUAACAUUCACCGCAAGCUCAGCUAACAAAGCCAUGCAAAAGCAGAUGACCCGUAAUCAUGAGCCGCCCGCGCAGAUGGAACGGGAGGUUUUAACUUAGCUAUCCGGAAAUAAGUUAUUAAGGAAAGGCGUUUGCGCGCGAAAUCAGGCGCUUUUUCUCGCACUUACGUUGGCUACGACAUUUACGCGCUCCGUUACGGUUGGCUCAGUCGGACGUUGUACUACUCCUCGCGGUGCACACUAACUCGGUAUCCGGGUAACGGCUACACAAACCACGUGCGCGUUGAUGAAUACUAGGCUGAAGGAUCUCGAUUAUAGCUAAACGGCUCAAAAUCGCUAACACAUCGAAGACGAAAAGAACACAAGCUUACGGAUAGCAAAUAGUGGACGAAUACGGGAUGAAGUACGUUCUAGUGACCGGCGGUGUGAUAAGUGGUGUAGGCAAGGGCGUUAUCGCCAGCAGCUUCGGAGCAAUCCUCAAAUCCUGUGGCAUACACGUCACCUCAAUAAAGAUCGAUCCUUACAUCAACAUUGACGCUGGUACAUUCUCGCCUUAUGAGCACGGCGAAGUUUAUGUAUUAGAUGACGGCGGCGAGGUUGACCUUGAUCUUGGAAAUUAUGAAAGGUUCCUCGACGUCAUACUUCACAAGGAUAACAAUAUCACUACUGGUAAAAUCUAUGAGCAUGUCAUUAAAAAAGAAAGAAAAGGCGAUUACUUGGGAAAAACAGUCCAAGUAGUGCCACAUAUUACAGAUGCUAUUCAAGAAUGGGUUGAAAGAGUAGCAAAUCAACCAGUUAUGAAUGAUGGCCAAAAACCAGAAGUCUGUAUAGUGGAAUUAGGUGGAACUAUUGGUGAUAUUGAGGGAAUGCCAUUUGUAGAAGCAUUUCGUCAAUUUCAAUUUAGAGUUAAGAAAGAAAAUUUUUGUUGUGCGCAUGUUUCACUUGUGCCAUGUCCUAAAUCAGCAGGAGAACCAAAAACAAAACCAACACAGUCAAGUGUUAGGGAAUUACGUGGAUUUGGAUUAUCCCCAGAUUUAAUUAUUUGUAGAUCAGAAGAGCCAAUUGGAAAUAAUAUUAAAAAUAAAAUAUCAAAUUUUUGCCAUGUUUCACCUGAACAAGUUAUAACAAUUCAUGAUCUUUCAUCCAUUUAUCGAGUUCCUUUAUUAAUGAAAGAUCAAGGAAUCAUUGAGUACUUAAACGAAAGACUUCAAUUAAAUAUACAAAUGCCUUUACAAGUAACAUUUAUGGAAACAUGGCGAAAUCUUGCAGAGCAUGUAGAUCAAUUAAGAAAUUUGGUAAACAUUGCAUUAGUUGGUAAAUACACUAGACUUGAAGAUGCAUAUGCGUCGGUUGUUAAAGCACUCCAACAUGCAGCAGUUAAAUCAGGUUAUAAGUUAAAUUUAACAUUUAUUGAUGCUGUUAAUUUAGAAUCUCAAACAAAAGAAACAAGCCCAAUAUUAUAUCACAAAGCAUGGCAACAACUUUGUAGUGCUGAUGGUGUAAUAGUUCCUGGUGGUUUUGGUCAAAGAGGAAUUACUGGAAUGAUUGAAACUUGUAAAUGGUGUAGAGUACAAAAUAAGCCAUUGCUUGGAAUUUGCUUAGGUUUACAAACAAUAGUAAUUGAAUUUGCCAGAAAUGUACUUCAACUUGAAAAUGCUAACAGUACCGAAUUUGAUCAGGAUUGUAAAAAUCCUGUAAUAGUAAAUAUGCCUGAACAUAACAAUGGUAACAUGGGUGGGACCAUGAGGUUGGGAAAACGAUCUACUCGUUUUGUUAGUCCUACUUCUAUAGUACGACAACUAUAUGGAAAUCCAGAAAUUAUAAAAGAAAGGCAUAGGCAUAGAUACGAAGUGAAUCCAAAAUAUGUAGCAAGAAUGGAGGCUUUUGGUUUGAAAUUCGUAGGACAUGAUGAACAUCAUAUUCGAAUGGAAAUAGUUGAAUUAGAAGGACAUAAUUACUAUGUUGCAACUCAAUAUCAUCCUGAAUAUUUAUCAAGGCCACUUAAGCCUUCACCACCAUUUCUAGGAUUAAUUUUGGCUAGCGUGGGAAAAUUAAAAGCCUAUUUAACAAAGAAAUGUAGGGUAUCACCUUCACAACUAAGUGAUAAUGAUUCAGAUGAAGCGUGUACUGUAGAAUGUAUAAAUCGUCAAAGUUUAAAAGAUUAAUAUUUAAUUAAAGUAUUGUA
Ceratosolen solmsi marchali is the source of this 2354-nucleotide messenger RNA. It is a transcript of the gene Ctps, whose product is annotated as CTP synthase. Gene Ontology annotation, cellular component: cytoplasm; cytoophidium. NCBI's taxonomy places the organism in Eukaryota, Metazoa, Arthropoda, Insecta, Hymenoptera, Agaonidae. The record is from RefSeq and is a predicted model, not a curated record. Bases 568 to 2334 code for a protein of 588 amino acids. The transcript has 3 exons. Gene Ontology annotation, biological process: pyrimidine nucleobase biosynthetic process; CTP biosynthetic process. Gene Ontology annotation, molecular function: CTP synthase activity; identical protein binding.